Molecule: messenger RNA, 2519 nt
Organism: Lycium barbarum (goji berry)
Lineage: Eukaryota; Viridiplantae; Streptophyta; Magnoliopsida; Solanales; Solanaceae
Product: MADS-box transcription factor 23-like
Exons: 9
Coding region: 146-865 (239 amino acids)
Biological process (GO): positive regulation of transcription by RNA polymerase II
Cellular component (GO): nucleus
Molecular function (GO): protein dimerization activity; RNA polymerase II cis-regulatory region sequence-specific DNA binding; DNA-binding transcription factor activity, RNA polymerase II-specific
Source: RefSeq, a predicted model, not a curated record
CUUUAGAAUUGCUUCAAGCAUCAACUCUUCAAAUAAAAAAAUCAGCAAUAUCUUCUCCCAUCCAUCAGCUCCAACCCUAAUUCUUCCUUAUAGUUUCUGUCAAAAUAAGAGGAGAAUAGGGGAAACCCUAGUUAGAAAGAAAGCGAUGGGGAGAGGAAAAACAGUAAUUCGAAGGAUCGAUAAUAUGACAAGCAGGCAAGUGACAUUCUCAAAGAGAAGAAGUGGUCUACUCAAGAAAGCUGAGGAACUCUCAAUUCUUUGUGAUGCUCAAGUUGGACUUAUCAUUUUCUCCAGUACAGCAAAGAUCUAUGAUUUCUCAAGCACAAGCGUGAGAUCUGUAAUAGAGAGGUACAACAAAGUGAAAGAGGAACAUCUUAAUCUCCUGAAUCCUAUGUCAGAGGUCAAGUUUUGGCAAGGGGAAGCAGUAAACUUAAGGCAACAGCUGCAUUACUUGCAAGAAAGACACGGGCAGCUUUUGGGUGAAAAACUUUCUGGACUCAGCAUCAAAGAUCUUACAGACGUGGAAAACCAACUUGACAUGAGUUUGAGAAGCAUCCGAAUGAAAAAGGAGCAAGUUUUAAAUGAUGAAAUCAAAGAACUGAAUCGGAAGGGUAAUCUCAUUCGUCAAGAAAAUAUAGAACUGUAUGAGAAGGUGAAUCUCGUUUAUCAAGAGAAUAGAGAGUUGCAGAAAAAGGACUGUGGCGGUGGAGAUAGAAAUGAAGCAAAUGAGAGUGCUCCUACACACGGGAUCAGCUAUGGAUAUGAUUUUAUCAAUCUCCAGCUAAGCCAGCCACAAGGACAGAGGAAUGAAACAUCAUCAAACGCAAUGAAGCUCGGACUACAACUGCAAUACAAAGCAGAUUGAGAGCUUCUGUUCUAUCUCAACUAGCUUACAGCUACGAGAUGGUUAUAUGAAUGACAUUGUUAAACAAGAUAGAAGGACAAAUUCAUCAAGGCAGAGGCAUAUACAUCGGCUCUGCCAAUAUAUUGAAUAGCUUUACAACCUUUAUAAACAUGUAGAAGUUUAUAUAUGUAAUGUAAUGUAAUCUAAUCUCGGACAAAAAAUAAGAACGAGAUCAUGGCAUUUAUCUGGGUUUGCUUCAGUAGUACGUAGGUGUUAAAUGAAAAUGGUUGUAUGAUUAAACCUUGUUCUUGGCACUGAUGUUCGCAUGAUCUGCAUUCGGAAAACGUUUGCAGCAAAAACCCCAAGUUCAUUCAAAGUUUAUAUAUUAAUUGGAGUGCUUAAUAUACAUGUUUCUUAUUGAGUAUGUUGGGCAUAAACCCGCCACAAAAAUAAUAAUUAUGGUAUUUGAGCGGAAUAAUAAAGUAGCACCGCAAUACGGUUAAUAAACAAUAAUGAAAAAAGAGCGAUAAUGAUACCAAGAUUUUUUACGUGGAAACCCAAAAAGGAAAAUGCCAGGGGCCAAGAAGAGCAAUUAAUAUCACUACAGUAAGGAUUUUACACUAUGUAGCAAAGACUACUACACAAUUAAAAGAAAUAACCCUCUUUUGAAAUUUUCCUACCUCACUACAAUAUCACUCACACUCUCUUUCCGCAUAGACUAUUUUUCUAUUUGUGAGUGUCUCACUCUUCUUUCUCUCUUUGUUUGGUGUGAUUAAGAAUGAAAAAAUGCCUCUCCUUUUAUAGGAGAAACAAACUUUGUCCCAGAGUUUGCUACAUGAACACAGUGAUUUUCCUCCAUAUCUUUCCAAACUUUGGCUCCAAGAAAAUCAAUAUUAGCCAAUUAAUUUUGGCACAUGGAAUAUCAUUACACAUGGGGCUUGGACCCCAUCAGAGUAUCCUUGUUGAGUAUCCCACAUUGGUCUAGAGGAUGGGAUGUUGUCUUUCUAUAUAAACAUCAUUAGUAAAAACUCAAGUUCCUUCAAAAUAGCAAUUCAAGACUUGAAGUGCCUAAUUAACGCGUUUCUUGUUGAGUGUCAUACACUGGUUGAGACUUGAGGGGGUGGGUUGUUAUCUACUUAUAUGAUUUCGGGCAAUCCUCCUCUUUGAGAUAGCUUUUGAGGGGGCGGUAAGCUCAAAAUCCAUUUUCUCAACAUGACUUCAGAGCUAGACCUAUCUCAAUUCAUGGUUUACCCAAUAUUGACCCUAUGUUACAUUGUCCAUGCUUCAAAUGUCCAGUCUUGAAAAGAUGAGUUGUUUCCUUCUUAUAUGGUCUUGAACAAUCCUUCCAUUAUGAGCUAUCUUUUGAUGUUGAAUUUGAUCCAAAGGGCAUUUACUUAACAUUUCAAUUUAUGACGGGAGAGACUGACAGGCUAAAGUCCUACGUGCAAUGCAUCAUAUUCACCAAUAGUUAAGCUUAAUUAAGCACAUGAAGACAUUGAGAUUCAAAAUCUGCAAGUGUUUGGAGUUCUUGCAAAGAAAAAAAGGCUUGCAACAACCCACUGGCACUAUGUUGGCUUUCUUGUAACUGUCACUAUCUUUAAUAUAAAUAAGCUUCCAUUCUAUUCUUUCUUUUGCAUACUGUGAUCUUGAUAUUGGCUUUUCCCGUAUGGCACGA